Messenger RNA from Cylicocyclus nassatus, 537 nucleotides. The record is from the annotation of a GenBank genome assembly. Lineage: Eukaryota; Metazoa; Nematoda; Chromadorea; Rhabditida; Strongylidae.
AGCAACUCCUUCCAAUCGUUGGCUUGCUCUCUGGAACCAUUGGCAACAAUUAAGAAUGAAGAGACCGAGGAAGAAGAGAUGUCAUCGACAAAGAAAAAUCGCAAAAGUCGUACGAAAAGACAGGAAAAACCACCUUAUAGCUAUAUAGCUUUGAUCGCUAUGGCAAUACAGAAGCGACCGGACAAAAGGGCUACGUUGGCGGAAAUCUAUACGUUUCUACAAGAGCACUUCGACUUCUUUCGAGGCGAAUAUGUGGGCUGGAGAAACUCCAUUAGGCACAAUCUCUCAUUGAAUGAUUGUUUUGUGAAGUUGCCGAAGGAGGCUGGGGAGAGAGGUCGCAAAGGCCAUAAAUGGACGAUAUCAGACAACUGCGAAUUCCUCCUAGAAGAAGGUGCAUUCAGGCGACGUCCUCGCGGUUACAAAGCCAGGAAACGACCCAUGUAUGGACAGUUUACCCAGUUCGAAUAUCCUCAACCUUUGCCCGAGUACACAAUGGAAAAAACGGUAAUGGAUCCGAUGACAGCAGGGACGUCAACG